AUUUAUACACAUGUAGGUCAAUGAAAAAAAUGGCUUAGCAGAUCGUAUGUGCCGUGGCAAGAAAUAAUUUUUAAUUUAAAUGGCCUUCAGUGAUUUAUGUCACAUAAGUAAUGCGUAUAAAGCCGUCGAAAAUGAAACAGAUCAGUCGGAGCGCAUUAUGGAAGAAAACUCAAUGGUCCGAGAUCUCAUCACAAAGAUCCUUGAUGAGACCGGACCCUCAGAAGGGAGCAGCUCUAUACAACCACAGGAAAAAACGCUAAGUACAGCUACAGGUGCACAAUAUUCUAAAAAUGAGCCUACAACAUCUUUUAUACCACCCUCAUAUAACUUCCAAGAUCCAUUUAACUUCGCUCAAAAUGCACAGACUGAACAACAUGGCUUCAACUACAACACACAAAAUGGGUUUGGAAAUGGUUAUGUUAACUACCCGGAAGAACAGCUUCUCAUGGACCCUGUGGGGGAGCCAGAAGUGUCACAAGAACAGCUGAAUUUACUAAGGUUAGCAGCUCAAGAAAUUGGCGGUGCACAGUUUACCAGCCCUAACAAAUAUGAUGAUAAAUACUAUAAUUUCUUUGAACCAAACCAAAGGAAUUCCCUGCCAGAAACAAAUAUGUACAGUAACAACUUUAGACCAAACAGUCUCAAUUUAGAUAAUAAUUUCACAAACAUGGACUACGCUCAAAGGUACCCCAAUAAAUUUGACAAUUAUGCCAAAGAGCAGAACCCAGAGCCUGCAGACCUACUAGCUUAUUUAAACCAGCUAAACAUAAACGUCACAUUAGACCGCUCACCAGACGUACCAAUGGACUUUAAAGGACAAAUGGAAAAUGGGCACUAUCAUAAUGAGGAAUUCAAUAAAAUGCAAGAUGAAAGAAAUAAGAUGUUGUUCAAUAGAAACUUCCAGCAACCACCGAAAUUUAACGGAGAAAACAAUUUCUACUUAAACGAAAUGAUGAAGCAGAUGGGUGACCGCCCGCCACAGAACUUUGAUUUUCAGAACACACCACCAAAUUAUAAGCCUAAUGGGUUUCAUCAAAACGAUUACAUGCAGAGGCAGAACCAGAUGAUGCCUAGAGAGAAUUUUCAGGGCAAUAUGGAUCAGAGGGGAAACUUUGAAGGCCAGAACAAUGCACAACAGGCCAUGAUGAGGCAGCAGGAGCUGGCUCGGCAGAUGAAUAUACUCAUGAGGAACCGGCCGCCUCCUAACCAAUUAAAUGUAGACGUGUCUUUCUUGCACGAAAACACACCUUUUAAUCUUGGUUUAGGCGCGUUGCUGGGGCCUAGUCCUCCUGUGCCACCCCCAGUGUUGCCAUCACCAAUGAUGGAUUUGCCUCUUCUAGCACCAUUCUACGCUAUGAGGAACAUCAGAGGCUGUGCAACAUCGUCGGGCAUCCUGCACGCGCGGCUGGACGCGUGCUACGAGCAGUGGCGGCAGCUGGAGCGCGAGCGCAAGCGCACCGAGGCGCGCCUGGCGCUGGCCUACCCUGGUCGUGCCGUCUCCUCCUCCAACUCCAUCCCUGUGCCGCGCCUGCCGCCCUGCCCCACCAGGGUCGACCGGCUCACGGUCGACAUGCUGAGGGAGCAUACUAAGGUACUAACCCUAAUGGGUAAGAUGGAGACGCUGCGAGCGAGUGUGUGCGUGGCGCAGCACAAGAAGGCCAAGGAGGACGCCAAGAUCACGGUGCUGAAGCGCGGCCAGGACCAGCCCGAGCCCUCGCACGUGGACCCCGACUCCUUCCAGCCCGCCUCGUGGAGGGAUGACGUCAAGAAUCUCUCAGAAAUCGCGCCGCACAGCGAGGUGGAGAGCGCCAUGCUGGCGUGGCGCAGCGCCGUGGCCGCCGUGCAGGCCGCGCGCCGCCGCGAGCUCGCGCAGCCGCGCUACGUCCGCACCGACCCUAUCCUUCAACUGGCGGAGGCGGUGAAGCAGCUGGGCUGUAGCGCGCGGCGGGCACGCUGCGCCAUGUGGUGCGACCUCACGCUCACUGUUGCGCUCGCCCCGGGGCCUGCCACCCCGCCCACCCCCGCCGGCCCCCCCAGCACCGCCAAGGUAAGCCAUGUGGUCGACCUCACGCUCACCGUCGCGCUCGCCCCGGGGCCUGCCACCCCGCCCACCCCCGCCGGCCCCCCCAGCACCGCCAAGGUAAGCCAUGUGGUCGACCUCACGCUCACCGUCGCGCUCGCCCCGGGGCCUGCCACCCCGCCCACCCCCGCCGGCCCCCCCAGCACCGCCAAGGUAAGCCAUGUGGUCGACCUCACGCUCACCGUCGCGCUCGCCCCGGGGCCUGCCACCCCGCCCACCCCCGCCGGCCCCCCCAGCACCGCCAAGGUAAGCCAUGUGGUCGACCUCACGCUCACCGUCGCGCUCGCCCCGGGGCCUGCCACCCCCGCCCACCCCCGCCGGCCCCCCCCAGCACCGCCAAGCACCGCCAAGGUAAGCCAUGUGGUCGACCUCACGCUCACCGUCGCGCUCGCCCCGGGGUCUGCCACCCCGCCCACCCCCGCCGGCCCCCCCAGCACCGCCAAGGUAAGCCAUGUGGUCGACCUCACGCUCACCGUCGCGCUCGCCCCGGGGCCUGCCACCCCGCCCACCCCCGCCGGCCCCCCCAGCACCGCCAAGGUAAGCCAUGUGGUCGACCUCACGCUCACCGUCGCGCUCGCCCCGGGGUCUGCCACCCCGCCCACCCCCGCCGGCCCCCCCAGCACCGCCAAGGUAAGCCAUGUGGUCGACCUCACGCUCACCGUCGCGCUCGCUCCGGGGCGAGCCAUGCCAAAUAUCUCGACGACAAUGAAUUUUGAAAGCGAGAAGCAGCCGCAGCCUCAGCCGCCGUCGCCGAAGGCGCCCCCUGAAGCCGCGAAAGCCCCAGCACAGAACAACCCCAAACCGGCUGCCUCGGACGUUAAAGAUGAGAAACCCAACGAUGUGUCAACAGCGAAAACGGACACGAAGCCCGAAGCGAACAACAACAAGACGAGCACCACCAACAAGCAGGCGGAGAAGGACAAGACCCAGCGCAAAACGCACAACUACAGGCACAAGCUCAACCAGGGCCGCCACGACUUCUACCAGAAAAACCAGAGGUACGACACCCGGUUCAUGCAGAACCGACACCCAUACUACUUGGCCACCGGCCCUAUCAACUAGGCAAACAUAUAUCAACAGUGUAUGUCCAGAAACGAUAUAGUACAACAUGUAAGUUAAUUGAGAGUUGAACAUGUAGUAACCUGUAGAAAUUGCCUGCUAAGUAUGAAACUAGCAAGCCCGUGUUCGGCUACUCAAUGGUAGUAUAAAAAAUCUCGAAAAAUACUAUUUACUGUAAAAAGUUGGCAAAGUUUAUGAAAUGAUAUCCAUCGAGUAGUAAGUAUUGGAGUUGUAUACAAUUUGUUACAUAUCAGGUCUUAAAACAUGUGUAAUAAUCGUAUCAGUGUUGUUUAAUUGAUUUGCCAACUUUUUAUAAUAAUUAAUCACACAACAAUCACUUACUUUUUACAGUUUUAAUACUCCUUAUAACCCCCCUACAUGAUCUGUAUUUUAAAAGUAUUACAAAUCUGCAUUUGUGUAACAAGAAAUCUAUCUUGCUUUGAUGUUACAAAAACAAUGACUUUAUUGAUAAUCAAUGACUGAAAUGACAGAUUACAUAUUAAAAUUCAAGUCUACUCGACUACCAGUCCCUACUGGAAGUUAUUGAUGAAUAUUCGGGGAAUCAUUUCAUCGACUGCAUUUUUUUGUUUAUUUGGAAGCUGUUCAGUGCAUGUUUGAUUUCAUGCUAUUAUAGUUUGCACUCAUAUCAAACUUACAUAGGUAAUAAAUCUGAUACCAACAUCUGUUUACGAUAAAUAGUGCAGUAUAUGUGCAGUAAUAUUAGAAGUCUUUUUCGAUGGUUUCAUGCUGUAACCCGAGUCUAUCUAUCCUUCAGGGAAAUAAGAACGAAAUAGGUUGCAUGACGAAGAAAUCCCAUAAAACCCUUAUGAGGACACAUGAUUUUGGAGCAGAUAUAUCACCUCUGACUUUUAGAGUAGAGAGAAAGGGUAGAAAGCCUCCCGAUAAUCUCAAUCUUACAAAGGCAAAUAUUGGCGAAUACUUAAUUUAAAAAAAAGCAAUAUUAACUGCUCAGUUCGGUCAUUGACUCAAUGCCUGAAGCCACACAAAACAUCUGAAUUUUAUAAUAUUUACCGCUAAUUAUCUAAUAUUAAAUUUGCUUAAGCUUGUCCAUUUAUAAGUAAACGCUAUUUUUAAAUUUUAUGCCACAUAAAUUACUUUUGAUAAUGUAUACUGUUUGGCUUCGGGAAAUCCAGUCAUUUAAGAGUAACAAAAGGUUUUAUAAAGCAUUUCUAUCUAUGAACCGGAAUACCAAAAAAGUACAUUUGGAGAUAGCCUGUCGCCGUGAAGGCAGGAGCAUAUCCACCUGAAAUUAAGUAUUUUAAUAACUUUAAGGGCUACUUCAAAAAAGGGCCAGAGGCAAUCGAAAAUGUAUCAUAUCAACAAUAAAUUAUUAACUUAUAUAUGAGCGAAUGCACUUUUAUUAUGAAAUAAUGCAUUUAUAGAACGUGAAUUCGCGACACUUACACAGGUAUAACUGAGACCACGAUUAAUUGUUAUGAAGUAUACUGUUAUAAAUAGAUGUGUGUAGGGUUAGUUUUUAAUGCCAGUAACCUACCUUGCAUAUUUGUAACUAAUUCAGUUCGCUGAAGGAAUACUUUCUAGCAAGUAGAAAUAACGAAUUAAUCCUGCGCUGAAAAAUAACAUCGGCAAAACAACAAUUGUAUGGGUGAUGAGCAUAAUCAAAACAGGUGUAGAAAAUAAUUUUAUUGCUAGUCAGAACACCCAUGAAAGUUCGAUAUCAAUAUAAUAAGGUUCUGUAAAACUAAUAACCAGGAGAUAUUCGUACUGAGAUACGAUUGUUUAAAAGACGAUGGUUAGUCAGCAAAAUAGAGUACAUUUGCCAUUAAGUAUUCUGAAGUGAACUUAUAACCAUGCUUGGCUGGGGAUCGAAGUAUUAUCUCUGUCUAUUCUAACGAAGGCGAUUGGCUAAAAUUAAUUCUUGCCAAAUUAUUCGUUUGGUGUGAGCGAGAAUCAAGCCAACUGAUAUAACUCUAAAACGAUAUUCUAAAUACAUCGAUACAUAGAUUAUAAAUACCUAGUAAUUAUAUUUCAAUACAUCUACACAGUUUGAGGCAUACUCCUUUAAGUUGUUACCUAAUAGGUUCGUGAUAGUUUCUCGAUUACAAUAUUUGAUCGUUUUACUAUUUUAAGCGAUAAUCGAUUUCGAUAGCUUAGUUUAAGGCAAGAAAGGCAUCUAAUUUCUCGGUUUGUAAGAAUAUUUUUGAGCACAAAACUCUAGUCAUCCAAGGGUAACAGGAAUUGAGUAAACUUGAUAAGAUCAGAGUAUUGAUAGACUUGUAAAGUGUGAGGUCAUCCCCAUUCACAGAGACUGAUAGACCAUUAACCAAAUAAAAGGCAUUUCCAAACGUUUUCGCUCACACCAACGCAGAAAGAGAAGUAUAAUAAAAUGUGAUGUUUCUACUUUGAUAACUAGUUGACACUAUUUUAAUAUAUCACGUUUCGUGCAAAUAAACAAAAUAUAUGAAGUUGUAAACUGUUAGAGUGUAAGUGUACCAAUUUAUAUUUAUUUAAUGUAUUUGAUUUAUACGGUGUGUAGUAUUAGGCUUAGUACGGCAGGGUAUGGAGUUAUACCCUAAGUAGUUUGAAAUAGUUUGGGACCGCUUCUUUAGAUGGGUCGGCUAGUUUUCGUCAAUUGUUAAUUUUAACUUGUUCUGUGACGAUCGUUCGCGAAUGUUAUCGCGAUGUGUUACAGUGCUAUUUCGUAUUGUGUUCUUAGAAAUUUCUUACCGCCAAAAUGAAGUAAGAUGAAUAUAGUUAGUUCCUCACUUUAGCUUAGUUAAAUUUUUGUAGUCAAUUUGCUCUGAAAAUCUUACGUAAUUAUAAAAGGGUUAGACGAAAUAUCUGUACCUACUGUAAGCAUAUUCUGAAAAACGUUAACGCUUUAAUUAUUAUUUUUAAUAUAUAACAAAAGUAUAUAACCUACAAACGGUGCACAAAUACUGCCAUAAAACGGCAGAAUCAAACCAAAAUAUUCGUAGUGUUAUUAAACAUCUUCCAUCUUUUGUUCAUAUUAGUUUAGGUGUUAGUUAUUAUUGUGGAUGAAGUUAUAGAUAUAGCCGAGUUGUGUAGGACAGACCGAAAAGCGGAGAGCUAAUUUUCAAAAAGUCGCGGACUUUGAAAAAAUUCGUUGAGCUAUAUCAAGCCAAAUUAAAAAUUAAACGCAAACGCGUCUGUUUAGACACUUAUUAAUAUUAAAAUAUUAUUUUGUUUAAUAACUCGAUCUAAAAUCGACUAACGCUCAUAAAAUGAAUUGAUGAAAUGGCUAUAAGUUAAUUAAGUAUUAAUUAGAGGUAGUGCCUUUUCUAAAAGAGUGUGCAUGCAUUUGAUAAGCCCCUAUGUAAUGUACAAAAUUAAGACAUUGAAUUUGUUUUAGAUUUUAUUUUGCUUUUAUUAAAUGUUUAACCGUUGCAUUUCAUUUCGGACGAGUCAAAAAGGGUCGAUUCGUAAUGUUAGAUGAAUUAAAAUAUAGUUUUAUGUGUGUUAGAGAAUUUAUCAAAGUAUAAAAUUAAUGCGAAUUUGGAACUAACAGGGAACUGCCAUUUAAAUAGUGGGCUAUAAUCUAAACGUCCUACAUUAACAUGCUUGGUAAAUAAAAUCGUCGACAAUUUUGACGCAAAAUACGACAGUCAGAACCUAAUAGUUUAUUAUUAUAUUUUUGGCAAAAGUCUUGUAAUAGUUUUUGUUAAACUACUUAAAUAUUCUCCUGUAUCAUUCUAUCGGUUGGUUUGAAAGUUAUAAGAAGCGUUUGUUUAAAAUAAACCAAUUUUAAACCAAAUUAAAAUAAGUAAUGAAAGAUAAUCUUUCAUAAUAAUAUUGCAAUCUUAUGAGUAGAGCCGAAGCACCUAGAGUUAGACCUAGAAAAGUCUGCAGAAAUUUUGAUAGCCCACAUAGUGCAAGUGUUAUUUGUACGUCAUAAUUUCAUAGAAGUUUAACGUUUAAAAUAACACUUGCACUGCGUGGGCUAUCAAAAUCGCUGCAGACUUUUCUUGGUCUAACUCUAACAACUUUCGGACCAACCCUCGUAAAUUGGUUACCAGUUCAAAAUAUAAAAAGCUAUUUAUAUAUAUAAUAAGAGUUUACGAAUUCUAGAAAAUCGUUCCCAUUUAACAUUCACAGAUUAUAGCUGUUUGAAAAAAUGUGAUUUAGGCAUGUUUAUGUAAAAUAAAUGUGGAGUCAUGAAAACAAAAAUACUUUCCAUUCAGAAAUAUUCGCCCGCGAAGGUCAAUUUAUUUUACCUUAUUGUCUACAUAUAUUGGCCAUGUCGUUUUCUGUGCCAAAAUUGUUUUGUCAGUAGAUAAUUAAACCCCAUAAUAAAAUUGGCAGUUCUUUUCAACUCUAUAGGCACGCAAUCUCUUCCAAUUCGUUUAAAUUAUAAAAAUAAAAUUAGUACAAUCAAUAUCGCACUUAGCGUAAU
Cydia fagiglandana is the source of this 7535-nucleotide messenger RNA. RefSeq lists its product as uncharacterized. Bases 80 to 3142 code for a protein of 1020 amino acids. The record is from RefSeq and is a predicted model, not a curated record. Lineage: Eukaryota; Metazoa; Arthropoda; Insecta; Lepidoptera; Tortricidae. Gene Ontology annotation, biological process: male meiosis I; meiotic cell cycle; female meiosis I. The transcript is spliced from 11 exons. Gene Ontology annotation, cellular component: cytoplasm; nucleus.